AUGCCUUCACUGUGGACAAGGAAAUCGGUGACUGUGGCGGUCAGUCAACUGGAUGCCUGGACUGACAGCUCACUCAACCAUCGGGCAAGCGCUCAUGUUCAAGUGAUGAAUGGUCUUGUCAUGGAAGACGACACUUUGCAGUGUCGUGUGAGCAGCACCAAACCUGACCAGCUCGUUAUCUCAAUGGCUUUGAGUCCGACUUUCCCCAAUCCGGAUAUGAAGCUUUGCUACCUGGUGGAAAAGAUUCGAGCUGUGUAUGGUGAAGAUCUUGACGAUGAGACCUGUUUCGGAAUUUUGAAAUCGCAUCCUCGGUACAUCUCGUGCUUGCAAAACCUUGCCCGUUUGCGUGGUCAUCUCCCUGAAGAUGAGCCGCUCCUUGUCGAGUUUCGUAUGCAGGCUCCCUUCAACAUCCAUGCUGACCUCGUUACCCAGAAAGAAGAUGCCGUCUUCUUUGGGUUCGAGAUCUCGCAUGAGAAUGGCGAGACCAAUAUCUGGUUUGAGCUGAAGGAGAACGGCAAAGAGUUCAAAACAGUCACUAUCGAGAAACUGUACUCUAGUUCUUUCAAACAAACUGCUGGCAGAGCCAAGAAGGGUAUGUUUCAGAGCCAGAUGUCGUCGAUUCCUGAGAGCGUGAGUUUUGUCUCGCCCACAAAGGCGUCUCGUUCUCGCCGCCAGCAGAGUGUGGCCUCCAAAGAUGACAACUCCACCAUCAAGACGGAAGACCAGGGAGCCAAUCGAAUGGAUGUUGACGACGACGAUGACGAAUCGUCAUGGGACUCGAACCUUAGGGACUCUGAGAGCGAGGAAGGUGAAACGCCGGAGAUGGAAGCACUGCGCAAGCAGGUGGCGGAGUUGACAUCGAUCGUCUCUGGCCUUGCUCAAACCAAGUCGUUUGACAGCAGUGAAGGUAGCAAGUCAAACCUUGCCGGCAAUUUGAAGAAGAAGAAGACGAAUCAAGGCAAUGCUUCAAGCAGCUCUAUUGCCGGUGACAGCAAGGCUUCUCGUCGCAGCACUGGAACUCGUGGUACCAAAGCUCGAGAAGAGAAACGCAAGGUUGGAGGUAGUGGUGGAGCUGGAGCUGGUGGAGAUGAGUAUGCAAAGAAGACCCUCUGAAAUUAGGCCAAUCUGUUGUGGUGGCCAUCCCCUCUGUGUUUCUGGUUGUUCAAGUGGCAAAUGGAUGGGUCUGUCAAUGCUGUUGAAGAGGUUGCAAGUGAUGAGGAGACUGUAGUCUUAGAUAACAAACAAAACUAGUAGGAG
Messenger RNA from Seminavis robusta, 1257 nucleotides. Lineage: Eukaryota; Bacillariophyta; Bacillariophyceae; Naviculales; Naviculaceae. The record is from the annotation of a GenBank genome assembly.